GGUUCCGGGAUGGCCAACGACGACCGAGAGUAGCCGCCGGUGCGCCUGCUAUUCUAGAACCGGCGGUGCGUGCGCCUCCCUUUCUCGCCGCACGUUUUGGCUUUUUCCCAGCAGCAGAAGCGUAGAAAGGGGCGCGCACAUGCGAUGCGCGGAGGCUGACCGAGCCCCACACGCCGAACGGGAGAAGAAGAGCGGAGCCCCCACCUCCCGGCCAGGUGGGGGGGGGGGGGGGCAGGGUUCAACUCCCGUCUCGUCCUCGGGUCCGACGCGUGCCAGACCAAGAGUGCGCUCCCGUCCCGUCCCUUCCGCCCAGUUUCCACAAGUCGCCGUCGCGUCGCCUACUUUCCCCCGCCCGGUGGCCUCGCCUCGCCAGAAGCCGCCAGGCGCCGGCAGAAGCCCCAGCAUCCGCGCUUCGACGGACCAGAUCCGCCCGCACCUUCUCUCGUUCCCUCGCCGACGCCUCUACGGGCGAAGGCGGCUGCGAGCGCCGGCCCAGUUCUGGGUGGGAGCGUGGCGGUGUUGUUGUUAGCGGUGGGGGUGAGGGGAGGAGGUGCUUGGUGGAUGCGCGGUUGCUCGCGCCGGGGUUAGCAGAGCGAUUGAUUCAGUAACUGGUUUUGGUUCUCCUGCGGCGCGGCGAUGGGGUGCUUCCAUUCCACGGCGAAACGGCAACACCCUGGCUACGAGGACCCCGUGCACCUCGCCUCCCAGACAUCCUUCAGCGUUAGUGAAGUUGAGGCUCUAUUCGAGCUGUUCAAGAGCAUAAGUGGUUCGGUUAUCGACGAUGGCCUCAUCAACAAGGAAGAAUUCCAGCUUGCUUUAUUUAAAAACCAGAGGAAGGAAAACCUUUUUGCCAAUCGGAUAUUUGACCUUUUUGAUGUCAAGAAAAGGGGUGUCAUCGAUUUUGGUGACUUUGUCCGAGGUCUAAAUGUAUUUCAUCCAAACAUCCCAAUGGAAGAAAAAAUUGAUUUCUCGUUCAAGCUAUAUGAUAUGGAUGGUACAGGGUUUAUUGAGCGGAAGGAGGUGAAACAGAUGUUAAUUGCCCUUUUAGGGGAAUCAGAAAUGAGAUUAUCUGAUGAGAUUGUUGAGACAAUCCUGGACAAGACAUUUUCGGAUGCUGAUACAAAUCAGGAUGGGAAAAUAGAUAGAACAGAGUGGGAGACUUUUGUCACAAGAAACCCCUCCUUGAUGAAGAUAAUGACCCUGCCAUACCUCAAGGACAUAACAACCACAUUCCCCAGCUUUGUGUUCAAUUCCGAGGUUGAUGAUCUCGUUACAUGACUACAAUUCUCUCAUUGAUGCACACGAUAUAUGUCAGCUCUCCGUGGUAUCAUGACAUGGAGGGUAUAUUCUUGCGGCUGACACUAAGGGUGCGUCAAAUUUGCUGCCACAGACAGAUGUACGUAACGUGUGUGAUAUUGUAGUUUUCACGCAAGACGCUAAUGCCUUUUGUUUUGGUGAUUGAGAAUUAGUUUCAGAGAUGGAACAUUUUGUUUCUGUUUUCAAACCGCAAUUUGCCUGUGUUUGUGGUUUAUAUGUCAGUAGUAGCACUGCGAUAUUUCCUUUUUC
Molecule: messenger RNA, 1566 nt
Organism: Phragmites australis (common reed)
Lineage: Eukaryota; Viridiplantae; Streptophyta; Magnoliopsida; Poales; Poaceae
Product: calcineurin B-like protein 1
Exons: 8
Coding region: 637-1278 (213 amino acids)
Biological process (GO): calcium-mediated signaling
Molecular function (GO): kinase binding; calcium ion binding
Source: RefSeq, a predicted model, not a curated record